GCUUCCCCUCCAAUCCAACCACAUUCAGCGUUCUUCCUCGCCUCUCUCUUCAAUUGCCUUCGAAGAGUUCAGAUCUGGUCUGACCAAGCACUCUCGAUCGUGGGGAAGAUGAGGGCGUGGUCGGCCGUCCUGCUGGUGGUCGCUGUAGCCUUCGCGGCAGCGGCGGAGGCGUCGAAGUCGAAGCCCAAGGUGUGCAACAAGGGGUGGGAGUGCAGCGGCAGUAUCUACUGCUGCAACGAGACCAUCAGCGACUACUUCAAGGUGUACCAGUUCGAGAACCUCUUCAGCAAGCGCAACUCCCCCGUGGCGCACGCCGUCGGCUUCUGGGACUACCAGUCCUUCAUCCUUGCCGCCUCCCUCUACGAGCCCCUCGGGUUCGGCACCACCGGCGACAAGGUGACCAAGAUGCAGGAGGUCGCCGCCUUCCUCGGCCACGUCGGCAGCAAGACCUCCUGUGGAUAUGGUGUUGCCACUGGUGGCCCACUUGCAUGGGGAUUAUGCUAUAAUCAUGAAAUGAGCCCAAGCCAAGACUACUGCGAUCCAAACUACCUUUAUCCCUGUGUCGACGGAGUUCAAUACUAUGGACGUGGUGCUCUGCCCGUGUACUGGAACUACAACUAUGGACUUCUUGGCGACUCCAUAAAGGCCGAUCUGUUGAACCAUCCAGAAUACCUAGAGCAAAAUGCUACCCUGGCUUUCCAAGCCGCUAUGUGGAGGUGGAUGACACCAAUAAAGAAGAAGCAGCCGUCGGCCCAUGAUGUUUUCGUCGGAAAUUGGAAGCCCACAAAGAAUGACACCUUGUCGAAAAGGUUACCUGGCUUUGGGCUUACCAUGAACAUUCUGUAUGGUGAUCUUAUAUGCGGCCAGGGCUUUAUUGAUCCCAUGAACAAUAUCAUAUCUCACUACCAAUAUUACCUGGACCUGAUGGGAAUCGGGCGUGGAAACUCUGGAGAUAAUGUAGAUUGUGCUGAACAAGUGGUUUUCAACCCAUCUUACAAAGCUGAUACAGCAACCUAAGCCAUGAUUGAAGUAAGCUGUAAGAUAUCAGUGGAAUCAUCGGUCAGAGUGCCCCAAAUAAAUGAACGUGUCAAUGAAUGCUCUGUGUUAUAAGACUUGCUUGUUAAAAAUGUGUAGCUACAGCAGUGGUUAUUAUGUUGAGUGGCUCUGUUAUUCUUCUUAAAAGCUGAAUUGCAAUUCUUAUUAUUAUCUGUAAUACUCCACCGUGCCAAGAUUAUAUUGUAUUCCGUGGGGUGAGUAUCAUUGUUUUGGAAACUAUGAAAUAUAUUGUGUUCCAAACUGAUGUUUGGCUUAUUAA
Molecule: messenger RNA, 1315 nt
Organism: Musa acuminata AAA Group (dessert banana)
Lineage: Eukaryota; Viridiplantae; Streptophyta; Magnoliopsida; Zingiberales; Musaceae
Product: chitinase-like protein 1
Exons: 3
Coding region: 109-1017 (302 amino acids)
Biological process (GO): carbohydrate metabolic process; cell wall macromolecule catabolic process; chitin catabolic process
Molecular function (GO): chitinase activity
Source: RefSeq, a predicted model, not a curated record